AUGGAUGAUAGAAAUGACAUACAUCAUGAACGUCCAGAUUCUCUUGAUAAUUUAGAAUACGCUUUCCAUGCAUUGAAUAAAAACUCAGAAAGUUUGGUUACAGAUUAUACCCCGUUUUACGGGAAACCGAGUUCUAUGAAAUCCACGAAUAUGCCUGGGGUUGGGGUUACCGAAGAAACGCGCCCAGGCAACUGUGAAAAUUUCACGCUGUUUGCACGGUUCUUAGAUGAGGAAAUUAGUAUUUUGGGCCAUCGAGUAAAGCUAGCAAAGCAAAGAGAAUACAGAGCCGCGAGAAUUUUCGAAAAGGCUUUGAUGAAAAGAUUAGAAAGAACAAGAGUGGCAAAUUAA
Messenger RNA from Trypanosoma theileri, 348 nucleotides. RefSeq lists its product as uncharacterized. The record is from RefSeq and is a predicted model, not a curated record. Bases 1 to 348 code for a protein of 115 amino acids. NCBI's taxonomy places the organism in Eukaryota, Euglenozoa, Kinetoplastea, Trypanosomatida, Trypanosomatidae. The transcript has a single exon.